GCGACAUGAGCAGCCGUAGGAGAGUGGUUCCUGAUUUAAUUUAUCACGGACGCGACAAGGUCUAUAAUAACUCAGAGCAGAACUCUGAGCAGAGUCACAGCUCGGAGAUCAGCUUUGCUCAGGGAGGUCGAAGCUCGGUACGGCGUCUGCUACAAUGCUCGGAGCAAUGAAGAGCAGAGCUGCGGGGACGUCGCUGCGUGGCUUGGCCACUCACUUCUCCACGGCGGCCAGCUGUCAGAGGCUGGCCGGCAAAGUCGCCGUGAUCACCGGCGCGGCCAGCGGCAUCGGCAAGGCGACGGCCGUCGAGUUCAUCCGGAACGGCGCCAAGGUCAUCCUGGCGGACAUCCAGGACGACGCGGGCCGCUCCGUGGCGGCCGAGCUGGGCCCGGGCGCGGAGUACACCCACUGCAACGUGACCGACGAGGCGCAGAUCGCCGCGGCGGUGGACCUCGCCGUGGCGCGCCACGGCCGGCUCGACGUCCUCUACAGCAACGCCGGCGUCUCCGGGUCCUCGGCGCCGGCGCCCCUGGCCGCCCUCGACCUCGCCGACUUCGACCGCGUCAUGGCGGCCAACGCGCGCUCCCUGGUGGCGGCCGUCAAGCACGCCGCGCGCGUCAUGGUGCCGCGGCGCAGCGGCUGCAUCCUCUGCACGGGGAGCACCACCGGGAUGAUGGGCGGGGUCGCCGCGCUCCCCUACAGCCUCUCGAAGGCGACGGUGGCGAGCGUGGUGCGGCUGGUGGCGGAGGAGCUGGCGCGCGACGGCGUGCGCGUCAACACCAUCUCGCCGCACGCCAUCGCGACGCCGCUGCUGGUCCGGUCGCUGGCGAGGGCGCACCCGGGCGUCAGCGACGAGGCGCUGAAGCGGAUGGUGGAGAGGGGCAUGAGCGAGCUCCAUGGGGCGGUGCUGGAGCCGGAGGACGUGGCGAGGGCUGCCGUCUACCUGGCGUCCGACGAGGCCAAGUAUGUCACUGGCCAUAACCUAGUGGUGGACGGCGGUUUCACGGUCGGGAAGCCGAUCAAUGUGCACGCGGCAAGCUGAUCGAGCUAGUUCCAACAUUUUGCAAGUUGAUUCUCUUCUAUGAAUAUAUCAUAUGCAUGCUCGCGCGUAUUAAAAAAAUAUUAUCUUAUCUUUUCCAUUUUAUGUGCAAACAACCUGCAUGUGAAAUUUUUUUGUUGAGGGAAGCCUGCAUGUGAAUUAAGUUCAAGGUGGGCAAGUUGAUUCUCCACUGAAGGCAAAAUGAAAAUAAAACCUGUUGGAGUAUA
Molecule: messenger RNA, 1263 nt
Organism: Triticum aestivum (bread wheat)
Lineage: Eukaryota; Viridiplantae; Streptophyta; Magnoliopsida; Poales; Poaceae
Product: momilactone A synthase-like
Exons: 1
Coding region: 155-1039 (294 amino acids)
Source: RefSeq, a predicted model, not a curated record